CACGACACGCAGGAAGGUGUCCCGCCUCUGCGCGUUUAGCUCUUGUUUUAAAGCUACAGAGAGAAACACGGAGGGACCCAGUCACGGCGGCUCCAACGGCGAUGUCUUUUAGGUAGAAAACUGCGUGAACGAAGCCGCUGAGAUGAGCGACAGAGCCGAGAUGAGAGGGCCCGUAACCCGGCGGAGGAGGACGACCAUCUCCGGAGGGGGCGGUGGGUCGACCGGGGUGAAGCAAGCCAACGGGAACAAGUCGCACGAUGCCGGGGAGAAACCUCCACAGUGUCCGGCUAAAGCCAAAGCGGGGGACGAGGCGUCAAAGCAUGCGAGUAACAACGGGAAGGUGGACCGAGAGGGUGGGAUGUCAGGGCAGCAGCAGCAGCAGCUCAGGAGCAGCCCGAAGAGGCAGCGGAGUGCGGCGGAGGACAUCAGCGACAGGCUCAGCUGUCACGUUCUACAGGAGUCUCUCUUGAGCUCAGCGAGUGGCUACAGCAACUACAGAGGAAUCCUCAACUGGUGUGUUGUCAUGCUGGUGCUGAGUAAUGCACGCCUCUUCUUGGAGAACAUUAUAAAGUAUGGCAUCUUGGUAGACCCUAUCCAAGUCGUGUCUCUCUUCUUAAAGGACCCGUAUAGCUGGCCAGCAGCUUGCCUGAUCAUUGCGUCCAACGUGUUCAUCCUAGCAGCCCUGUACACAGAGAGGCGUCUGGCUGUGGGAACCAUCUCUGAAACUACAGGACUGAUUUUUCACAUUUUUAUCCUGACAUGCUUGAUGAUCUGUCCUGCAGUCACAGUACUCACUGUGACGUCCAUGACCCCAGUGGGUGGUGUGCUCUCCCUCGGGAUCUACACAGUGCUGUUUCUCAAGCUGUACUCUUACAAAGACGCCAACAGGUGGUGCAGAGAAAUCAGACAAGCCAAAGCCAAAAGACUGACACGAUCAUAUUCAUGUCCCACUGUGGCACAGUCCAAUGGGUCAGCACUUCAGACUCAUGUGUCCUACCCAGGAAACCUCACACACAGAGACAUGUACUACUUUGUCUUUGCACCAACUCUCUGCUACCAGCUCAACUUCCCGCGGUCUCCUCGAAUACGCAAGAGGUUCCUGAUGAGAAGACUUUUUGAAAUGCUUUUCUUCAUGCAGUUGUUGGUGGGAUUAAUACAGCAGUGGAUGGUUCCCACUAUCCAGAACUCAAUGAAACCAUUCCAGGAAAUGGACUUUUCUAGGAUGAUGGAGCGGCUGCUGAAACUAGCUGUUCCUAACCAUCUGAUAUGGUUAAUCUUCUUCUACUGGUUUUUCCAUUCUUCUUUGAACUUUGUGGCAGAGCUGCUGCAGUUUGGAGACCGGGAGUUCUACAAGGACUGGUGGAACUCGGAGACUGUCACCUAUUUCUGGGCCAACUGGAACAUCCCAGUGCACAAGUGGUGUCUGAGACACUUUUAUAAGCCAAUGUUGAGGAGGGGAGUCAACAAGUUUCUGGCUCAGACUGCUGUCUUUCUGGUUUCUGCCUUCUUCCAUGAGUACCUCGUUAGCGUUCCUCUGAAGAUGUUCAGACUUUGGGCUUUUAUGGGAAUGAUGGCACAGGUUCCUCUGGCUUGGUUCGUGGGCCGCUUCCUGAAUGGAAACUAUGGCAACGCAGCUGUGUGGAUGUCACUCAUCAUUGGACAGCCCGUCGCUGUGUUGAUGUAUGUCCAUGACUACUAUGUCAUUCACUACGGCAGCACCACAUAGUACUGGACAAACACACAUUCUCCGACACACACACACCAGCCUGCAGGAUGAGACGAUUAGAGAAUGUGGAGCGAGUGAAGGUCGCAGCAAUAGCGGGAAAAUUGUGACUUUAUUUACUUUUGCACUUCAAACAACUGGACCACAGUAUGUCAGAAAACUAUCUUGGAUAUUCAAACAACAUGAGAGGUGCUUGAUGUUAAGCUGGAGUCCACUUCAAUAGGCUAAACAUGCUGUACCUUUGUCAGCCUCCAAUCUUUGUACACCUGGGCGUCCGUCUUCACCAUCUGUCUGUGGCGUCGGAUCUUCUCAAGUUUCUUAAAUUAUUAGAAUCGAGCCCUCAUUGUUAGCUUUGUCAGAAGUAUGCUUUUAUCUAAAGUAGAUUUUGCUGAAACGUGGUGCUGAAGCUUGACUCAGAACUCACAAGCUCCAACAAAGGUUGGAUGCAUCGAAUGAACCUCUUCUGCUUGAGCUUUGACAACAGUUUCUUGAACUUUAAACGUACUUCAACACAUUCAAAGGUGGCAACACGGCUUGCAACCAAGCACUCCUCCUGAGUUGUGGAUGUUUAAAAACGCACACACACCGCCAGGUGCAACUAAUGUGAACCACUGCCGAGCGAGCACAGUACAGGACCCUGCCUCCGUAGAGCCAAUAUCAAAACCUUCUUUCUUUAUCAGUGGCUGUAAAGUCGCUCUUUGUGUACCUGAAGGCAACACAUACAUUUUUAAAGCCCCUUUUCCCUCUACAAGCUAAGGCUUGAACAGUCCAGUUGUCCAUUUAAUAUGUCUCCCGGUCUUCAAAUGGACCACAGGGACAGUUUUUUACAUGUAUUCUGUAUUCAUAUCCUAAAUCCCUCUCUCUGUGAUGCAACACAUUUUCAAGUAUGAUGGACAUAUUAAAAUAAUAUUAAAAUGUCUGAAGGAAGCAAGGAUCCCUCUCUAAAGAGUGAAGAGUAAAAUGACAGUGUUCUGGCUUUAUCUGUAUAGUCAUAGACUCUGUCUCCUCUCUCCUGUUUCUCAAAUCCAAACAGAAUCAAUGCAAGCUCUUAGUGUAACAGCUCAUGCUACAGGUGUUAUCUGCCUUGGCUUUAUUGUCUUCUGUCUGUGUUGACUUAUCAGGUUUAUUUUAUACUCUGUAUAAUUUUAUUUGUUAGUUUGUCUGUAAGCAGCUAAUUUGUGCCAUCUUGGAAUCACUACUUUUGCUGUAUUAGUGUGAAGUCAAUGAUUUAAUGUAGUGUUUGAUUUGUCGAUUUGAACCAAUGAAUGUUCUUUUGCACUUUAAAGAGAUGCAUGCUGUCGACUAAAGCAAUAGAUUUCUAUGAAUGUAUUCUUUAAGUUAUAUCAGUCAUGUAAAGAAAACACACUUUGCUGGAAUAAUUUGUUCUGUAAUUCGUCUCUUGACAUUUUGUUUUAUGUGGUUGGUUUAAGUUUGUUUAAAAGCCGCAGUAGUAACAAUAGGUGAUUCAAACAGCCUGUUCAUGUUAGAUGUUUUACAGUGUUUGUAUUCCAAAAAAAAAAAA
Stegastes partitus (bicolor damselfish) is the source of this 3245-nucleotide messenger RNA. RefSeq names its product diacylglycerol O-acyltransferase 1a (gene dgat1a). Bases 143 to 1726 code for a protein of 527 amino acids. Gene Ontology annotation, biological process: triglyceride biosynthetic process. Lineage: Eukaryota; Metazoa; Chordata; Actinopteri; Pomacentridae. Gene Ontology annotation, cellular component: endoplasmic reticulum membrane. Gene Ontology annotation, molecular function: diacylglycerol O-acyltransferase activity. The record is from RefSeq and is a predicted model, not a curated record. The transcript has 17 exons.